Spinacia oleracea (spinach) is the source of this 1270-nucleotide messenger RNA. RefSeq lists its product as uncharacterized. The coding region runs from base 148 to 1002 and encodes 284 amino acids. The record is from RefSeq and is a predicted model, not a curated record. The transcript has 9 exons. NCBI's taxonomy places the organism in Eukaryota, Viridiplantae, Streptophyta, Magnoliopsida, Caryophyllales, Amaranthaceae.
AAAUAAUUUCAAUUUCUCCAAUUUAUAAUUCCACCCAAAAAAACGGCUAAUCCUGAGCUCUGCAGUUUUGGCUUUCAUGCGCUUUCUCAUUCCCUCCACCUAUCUAUCUCUCCUCCUUUCUCUCUCUAACUACUUUGAACCACUGCCAUGGCUUCCAGUAGCUUAGGUGUUUCAAACACACAAAUUUUGAGCUCUAAGCUUAAUAACAGGAGAAGCUGUUCUUUGGCAUCCUUCCCACGUGUUAUUCGGGCAGGAAAUAGGCCAAAUUCAUGGAAGAAUUCUGGUUUAAAAAUGUCACAAAGUUCACAUAAAGAAUUAAUUGUGUGCCGCGCUCAAGCAUCGUUAGUCACAGAAAAUGAGCCAGCCGCUUCAAUAAUAGAGGUGGGAGAAGAGCAAAGUAACUCUGGUUCAGUUAGCCAGCUUAUUCCAAAUUCAGACGAGGUGAAAUUAUUGGUAACAGAAAUCUGCGAUACAACGUCAAUUGCAGAAUUUGAACUGAAACUUAAUGGCUUUCACCUUCAUGUAACAAGGGCCUUGUCCGAGGGUGUUAACCCUCCUCCGUCUUUGCCUACGCCGGGUUCGGUUUCUAUGAGUGCAAACACAGCAGUAGAGGCACCUUCUUUGAAUGGUCCAGUCUCGCCAUCUUCAUUAGCCAUCACCAAGGCAGGGCCUUUAGAUAUAACUCACGGCACCUUGCUAGAGAGAGCUGCAGAUGAAGGAUUCGUAAUAAUUCAAUCACCAAAGGUUGGGUUUUUCCGGAGAUGUCGAACCAUUAAAGGGAAGCGUGCGCCUCCAGCUUGCAAAGAGAAGCAAGUAGUUAAGGAGGGGCAAGUGAUAUGCUACAUUGAUCAGCUAGGUGGCGAAAUACCAGUUGAGUCAGAUGUAUCUGGUGAAGUUACAAAGAUCCUACGUCAGGAUGGCGAACCUGUGGGAUAUGGUGAUGCUAUAGUCGCGAUCCUCCCAUCUUUCCCAGGCAUAAAGAAGCUGCAAUUGGAUGGAUAAUUUGCCUAAAUUUCCCAUUUGUUGGUGGGAAAUUGGUGUACAGGAUACUGAAAGGUGCAAAGAGAGACUACUCCUCAAAAUCUGUCACUUUACCUCCAGGAAACUACUGUUUUUUUUUUUUUUUUUUUUAAAUUUGAAUGGUUAUUGGAUUUUCCAGUAGUAUUUCAUAAGCUAUUUUGGUUGGGAUUGCAUAAAGCUGUUCAUCCCUUUCACUUUCUGUAAUUUUACACAUCAUUUUUCCAGAUUAGAAACUAUACUAUUCUUUUAA